Messenger RNA from Corticium candelabrum, 776 nucleotides. Its product is annotated as trafficking protein particle complex subunit 3-like. Gene Ontology annotation, cellular component: cytosol; cis-Golgi network membrane; TRAPP complex. Gene Ontology annotation, biological process: endoplasmic reticulum to Golgi vesicle-mediated transport; intra-Golgi vesicle-mediated transport. NCBI's taxonomy places the organism in Eukaryota, Metazoa, Porifera, Homoscleromorpha, Homosclerophorida, Plakinidae. The record is from RefSeq and is a predicted model, not a curated record. The coding region runs from base 21 to 560 and encodes 179 amino acids. The transcript has 5 exons.
AUAUUUGAUAUCAACUAUCUAUGGCAAGGCAGGCGAGAUCGACGGAAAGCAGGAAAAUAAGCUCUGAACUGUUUACGUUGACGUAUGGGGCUCUCGUCAGUCAACUCAUCAAAGAUUAUGAAUCAGACGCGGAAGUGAACAAGCAGCUUGACAAAAUGGGUUACAAUAUUGGAGUUCGAUUGAUUGAGGAUUUAUUAGCCAGAUCGAACGUUGGAAAAUGCCAUGAUUUUCGUGAAACGGCUGAGGUUAUUGCCAAAAUUGGUUUCAAGACAUAUUUGGGUGUGACACCCAACAUUGCUAACUGGAGUGGAGGGUCUGAUGAGUUUUCGCUUAUUCUUGAUCAUAAUCCUCUCGCAGAGUUUGUUGAAAUUCCCGACGAGCACAGGAAGUUGUUUUACUCGAAUAUUUUAGUAGGUGUCUUGAGAGGAGCUCUAGAAAUGGUGCAUCAAGAAGUAGAAGUUAGAUUCAUUCAAGACACUUUACGUGGUGACGACACAACUGAGAUUAGACUGAAGUUUAUAAGAAAACUAGAAGACGCUAUUCCAGCUGGCGAAGAGUGAGCACAGAUACAACCACAUGUAACACACAAACACUCCAUUGAAUGGAUGGACGUUAAGUUAAUAAUUGAUAUUCAUACCAAGCUACCAAGUGUGGUAAUAAUCAGAAUACGAAGUAGUCGUGCUCACAUCGAUUUCCAUUUUUGUUUUUGUCCAACAUGUACUGCAAUCACUAAUGUAAUACAUAAGAUAGGAAUAAAGAAAUGACUUGCUAACUGA